Messenger RNA from Coccidioides immitis RS, 801 nucleotides. RefSeq lists its product as uncharacterized. Bases 247 to 579 code for a protein of 110 amino acids. Lineage: Eukaryota; Fungi; Ascomycota; Eurotiomycetes; Onygenales; Onygenaceae. The transcript has 3 exons. The record is from RefSeq and is a predicted model, not a curated record.
CGAUCACUCAUACUGUCUCCCAAGGCACUCAUUUCUCCAUCAGGUGGAGCUUUGUUGCUCGAAACGUGAAACUGUCCGUAGCCUUGCCUUGAUACUUCCCUUGCCAGCGCCCCAAGACAAACCAAGUCAAGGAAGGUCUGGAACAUUUUCUGUGAGACUCAUCCCACAAAAGCAUCAUUUUCCAGAAAGGCGUCAUUCAAUUCGCAAAUAAAUCCUUGUCGUUUGGGAGACACCGGGCCAUGAACCAUGUGCUCAGCACACUGCAGGCACCAAUCAUUCCACAAGUAUUUCGAUCACGUUAACGAUAUCCACAACCCCACCCGUUCAAAGGAAACCAAUUUGGCAGCCAUAUUUGAUAGACAGCCGCUUCGUGUAACGACUCGGUGUUCAACGCGAUUACUGUCCUGUUGCACAGGUUUUCCCUCCCUUGUGAAGGAACAUGAAACACGCCCCAAGUUUACCUAUCAUCAAUACGGAGUACAAAUCUCCCCAAUCAUGACUACGGUGGCCAUUGAGAAUCGACGAAUCUUGAGUUUUCCUUUAUGCCAUGACCACCAUCAUCUCGGCGCGGUGUCCUAGCACAGGCUGCAACGUCUCAUUGUUCAGUCCGGAUGGCUAGACGAAAGACAGGGUCCUGUUUUGAUGAAUGUAAGGCGCGCCAACCUUUCGCAUCCUUAUGGAUGGGAAAAGGGUUGGCCGAAUUUUACUGCUACGCUCCAACAUUGUGGCUCUAAAACAAGGGCUGCAUUUUGUUCACAGAUUCCUUUUUCUAGAGUAUAGGAGUUUAGAUUUGUUCUAUCC